AUGGAGACGCAUCCAAUCGGAAGCGCGAGACUUAGAAGACAUACAGGUCUCGGACUGACAAGCCAAUAUUGCGGCGCGAGUGGGCGCGACUUACGCCAAGUUUGGGAACGGCAGCGGCUUCUCAGUGGCAUCAGUGCCUGCCUCUCACGCUUAGUAAACGCGUCCCUAGCACAUACGGCGAUCCUGAAGGCCACUCAGAAGAACAAUGCCGGCACACAUGGUACCAAUGCCCUUCCCGAUAAAGGUGCGGUUCUGAGUUGCGUAUCCAAGAGACUUCGCAACGGUGUGCUUCUGAGUUUGGAGGGGAUGUGGCAGGGAGGGGCUCUAUGGCAGAGGACACAACGCUCGGCUGGCGGAUAUAAGGACGUCCGACGAACUGAUGAUGACCCACACCUCGCAUCCCCCAUUGCUGCGAUGCACCAGCGAUAUGCCAAUCUUGCCGGGGAUCCUCAUAUCAUCACUGUCGUACGGGAAGAUUACAAACCUCCUACGGGAGUUUGCCGGGAACACUGCCAAGUGGACUCUGUCGGAUACUCGCCCACAGAGCGAGUGGUCAAGCUGGUAUGGCACCACUUAGCGACCGAGCGGAUGGAGAAGGACGCUCCCCAAGGCGUUAGGAACCCCCAGCAUACCUAUGCCUUGCCGCCGCAGAACUCACAGAUGACUGGAACGCUACAGUGA
Messenger RNA from Gloeophyllum trabeum ATCC 11539, 681 nucleotides. RefSeq lists its product as uncharacterized. The record is from RefSeq and is a predicted model, not a curated record. Bases 1 to 681 code for a protein of 226 amino acids. The transcript is spliced from 6 exons. Lineage: Eukaryota; Fungi; Basidiomycota; Agaricomycetes; Gloeophyllales; Gloeophyllaceae.